Pyrus x bretschneideri (Chinese white pear) is the source of this 2748-nucleotide messenger RNA. Its product is annotated as translation initiation factor IF-2. Bases 208 to 2427 code for a protein of 739 amino acids. The transcript has 8 exons. The record is from RefSeq and is a predicted model, not a curated record. Gene Ontology annotation, molecular function: GTPase activity; GTP binding; translation initiation factor activity. NCBI's taxonomy places the organism in Eukaryota, Viridiplantae, Streptophyta, Magnoliopsida, Rosales, Rosaceae. Gene Ontology annotation, biological process: translational initiation.
UCUCUCUCUCUCUCUCUCUCUCUCUCUCUCUUCUUAAGGUUCUCAUUGCCUUUGAACUCUAGCUGAAAGGGGCAACCGGCAACGUGAACGAAGAAGGUUCACCGCCUUCAACAGCUCGCCACCGAGAAACCAAACCCUGCAGGUUAUCCGGCAAAACCACAUUGAAGCUUUGAAAUACUUUGUUGUUUUGGCCUGGAAUACUUAUGAAUGGCGUGGAGAGAGCUUGGCAAAAAGGGGUUACAUGCCAGUAUAACUACGGAUUUAACUUCAAGACUACAAAGACAUGCAAUGGGAUUUACAUCUGUAUCUACUGUUGAGGAUGUAAUAAAAUCAGUUUCUGCUGCUGGCAGAUGCUUACCAGAUCCUCCCUUUAGAUUUAUGUCAAGGAGGCUUGAUUGUUGUGAAGGUUUGACAAAAGAUUCCCUGAUACGAUGCUAUCAUGCAAGCCCAGAACUGUUUGCCAGAAAAGGAAAUGAAGACUCAUUUGGUUUAAAAACUCCCAAGAAAGGGAAGUUCAAAAAGAGGGACCAUAAGGCCCACCCUCCUGUUGAAGCUCCAUAUGUGCCUCCUAAACCACAGAGAACUACCAAACCUAUGCCAGAUAAGACGAUCGAGAUUUUUGAAGGCAUGACAGUUGUUGAACUUGCAAAGCGUACUGGUGAAUCAAUACCAACUCUGCAAAGUAUUCUUACAAAUGUCGGGGAAAAGGUUGAAACAGAGUUUGAUCCUCUCAGCAUUGACGUUUCGGAGCUGAUUGCAAUGGAAGUUGGGAUCAAUGUUAGGAGGCUGCACUCCAAUGAAGGUACAGAAAUUCUACCUCGGCCACCAGUUGUAACUGUCAUGGGUCACGUCGACCAUGGUAAAACCUCGCUUCUAGAUGCUCUACGUCAAACAUCUGUGGCUGCCAAGGAAGCUGGAGGAAUUACUCAGCAUCUAGGUGCUUUCAUUGUUGGUAUGACAUCAGGAGCAUCAAUUACAUUUCUUGACACCCCUGGUCAUGCAGCAUUUAGUGCGAUGCGGGCAAGAGGUGCUGCUGUCACAGAUAUAGUUGUGCUAGUUGUAGCUGCUGAUGACGGGGUGAUGCCUCAAACUCUUGAAGCCAUGGCUCAUGCAAAGGCAGCUAAUGUACCGAUUGUGGUUGCAAUUAAUAAAUGUGAUAAACCGGCUGCUAACCCGGAAAGAAUAAAACUCCAGCUUGCUUCUGAGGGUUUGCUGCUGGAGGAGAUGGGUGGAGAUGUGCAGGUUGUGGAGGUUUCAGCGAUAAAGAAGACUGGAUUAGAUAACUUGGAGGAGGCUUUGCUUCUCCAAGCUGAGAUUAUGGAUCUCAAAUCUCGAGUUGAUGGGCCUGCUCAAGCUUAUGUGGUGGAGGCAAGGCUUGAUAAGGGAAAGGGUCCAGCGGUUACAGCAAUAGUGAAAGCAGGGACUUUAGAAUCCGGGCAGUAUGUGGUGGUGGGAUCCGAGUGGGGCAGAAUAAGGGCUAUUAGGGACAUGGCGGGGAAGUUGGCAGAGAAGGCAAGACCCGCAAUGCCAGUUGAGAUUGAAGGGUUGAAGGGACUUCCAAGGGCAGGAGAUGAUAUCAUUGUUGUGGAAUCUGAGGAGCGAGCUAGAAUGCUGAGUGCAGGGAGGAAAAAGAAAUUUGAGAGAGAUAGACUUAGGAAGAUUAAAGCUGAGAUGGAUGAGAGGAACGAGGAAGAAAUAUUAAAAGCAAAAAAAGCAGAAGAGUCUGGAGACGAGCCAAAGGAGGAACCCAAGCGGGUGGAAUUGCCAGUAAUAGUAAAAGCAGAUGUGCAGGGCACUGUCCAAGCUGUUACAGAUGCAUUAACGAAUUUAAAUAGUCCUCAGGUCUUUGUGAAUGUAGUGCAUGUUGGUGUUGGGCCUUUAUCUCAGUCUGAUUUGGACAUAGCACAAGCCUGUGGUGCUUGCAUUAUUGGAUUUAAUAUAAAGACUCCGCCCACUUCCCUCAGUUUGGCUGCAACUCGAGCCAAUAUAAAGAUAAUGCUGCAUCGUGUUAUAUAUCACCUUCUGGAGGACAUUGGCAAUUUUAUAGUAGACAAAGCCCCUGGAACUUGUGAAACCAAGGUUGCUGGGGAAGCUGAGGUGCUUAGUAUUUUUGAGCUCAAAGGAAGGAGCAAGACCAAGGGACCUGAUGUGAAGAUUGCAGGAUGCCGAGUGAUUGACGGUUUAAUGAGCAAAUCGGGAAUCUUGAGGCUACUUAGGAGCGGGGAAGUCGUAUUUGAAGGAUCCUGCGAAUCACUCAAGCGGGAGAAACAGGAUGUGGACACGGUAAAGAAGGGGAAUGACUGUGGACUGGUAAUCCAAGAUUACGAUGAUUUCCGAGUUGGAGACAUGGUCCAAUGCUUGGAGCAAGUUGUAAGGAAGCCCAAAUUCAUAUCGUCAGCGAGUGGUGCUGCUCGAAUAGAGUGCUGAUUAUUUUCUUGCCAGUGAUACGCUAAAGUAUGACUUCAGAAUUUUGAUCGUUUACUAUUGCAUUCUGGCGACGAGAAGAAAACUCGUGGCAUUACAAAUUUACAAUCCAUAAAAUCUGGAUUGAUAUGGUAUUCAUCUACUCAUCCAACUAUAUUCUUGAGCAGAAGUAGGUUAAUUUUCGCAAGCAUGCCGAUUUUGGAAGAACGUAGUGGAUUCAUUCAUUACUAAGAAUAUCGUUACACUAAUUAAUCUGUUGUACUAUUGAGGAACUGUUGAUUAACGAAACAAGGAUUGGGGAAAGUGAGAAAUUUAUUUGCUUUC